AUGCCUUCCCUUGGCUUUCUCAAGAAGAAGAGGACGCGGGAUAGCAACCCAGACCCCUCCACCUCCAACCCCACCAGCCCAGUCGCAGCUACAUCUCCGUCGAAGCCGUUCGAUUCCUCUACACUGCAGCAGCGACUGUCUGGCUCACAGGCAAAGACGGCUCCCGGAACAGCAACAGCAACAGCAACGGCUUCAGCUUCGGCUCCGGCUCCGGCUCCAGCUCCAGCUCCAGCUCCAACUCAAGGCUCAGCUACCGCUGCUGCGCCUGCUUCCCAACUGCAUCAGAUGAAUCCGGCAGACGCCCAAGGUGGCACCUUCGUCACCCCAUUGCCCAUGCAAACGAGCCAAACCGAUUCCCAGAGCCUUCCCAGCAUCAAUAACCUCAUACACCAACCCCAGAAUGGUGCCUCUACAAACAAUUACUCUUCCUUCAGCCCUGCUGCCCUAGGCGCCCAAAUCAGUCAUCCUUCCAGUGCAAGUCCAGGAACCGACCCUGACUAUAUGCAGCAACAGCAGCAACAGGCUUAUCCGCAGCCAGCAAUGCAACCACAGCCACAGCCUGGACAGCUGACGGUUCAGCAGCAGCAGCAGCAACAUGAGCAGCGUAUCCACCACCAGCACCAGGGAAGCGUCACCCGCGUCACAAAGGGGAAAUAUUCGUUAGGCGACUUCGACAUACUGAGGACUCUCGGAACUGGUAGCUUCGGACGGGUCCAUCUGGUACAGUCGAAGCACAACCAACGAUUCUACGCCAUCAAGGUGCUCAAGAAGGCCCAAGUAGUCAAGAUGAAGCAAGUCGAGCACACCAAUGAUGAACGACGAAUGUUGAGCGAUGUUAAACAUCCGUUUUUGAUUACGCUCUGGGGCACGUUCCAAGAUUGGAAGAAUCUCUACAUGGUCAUGGAUUUUGUUGAAGGCGGCGAGCUAUUCUCACUGCUAAGGAAGUCUGGUCGUUUUCCCAACCCCGUUGCCAAGUUUUAUGCCGCCGAAGCUACCCUUGCCCUCGAGUACCUGCACUCGAAGAAUAUCAUAUACCGAGAUCUAAAGCCCGAGAACUUGCUGUUGGACCGGCACGGACACCUCAAAAUCACAGACUUUGGAUUUGCGAAACGAGUUCCAGACAAGACCUGGACUUUGUGCGGUACGCCUGAUUAUCUGGCACCCGAGGUAGUCUCUAACAAGGGCUACAACAAGAGUGUGGAUUGGUGGUCGCUGGGGAUUUUGAUUUACGAAAUGCUUUGCGGCUACACGCCGUUCUGGGACAGCGGUUCGCCAAUGCGAAUAUACGAAAAUAUCCUCAAGGGUAAGGUCAAGUACCCGGCAUACAUCAACACAGAUGCGCAGAAUUUGCUCGAGAGAUUAAUCACACCCGACCUCACCAAGAGGCUGGGCAACUUAUAUGGCGGCUCACAAGAUGUCAAGAGCCAUCCAUGGUUUGCCGAGGUGACAUGGGAUAGACUGUCCCGCAAAGACAUUGAUGCUCCGUAUACGCCACCGGUCAAGGCUGGUACGGGCGAUGCAAGCCAGUUUGACAGAUAUCCCGAGGAUCCUGAAAAAUAUGGAGGUGUUGGAGGGUCAGAUGAAUACGGACACAUGUUCACCGAUUUUUGA
Metarhizium album ARSEF 1941 is the source of this 1611-nucleotide messenger RNA. Its product is annotated as cAMP-dependent protein kinase catalytic subunit. The record is from RefSeq and is a predicted model, not a curated record. Gene Ontology annotation, cellular component: cAMP-dependent protein kinase complex; nucleus. NCBI's taxonomy places the organism in Eukaryota, Fungi, Ascomycota, Sordariomycetes, Hypocreales, Clavicipitaceae. The transcript has 4 exons. Gene Ontology annotation, biological process: peptidyl-serine phosphorylation. Gene Ontology annotation, molecular function: cAMP-dependent protein kinase activity; ATP binding. Bases 1 to 1611 code for a protein of 536 amino acids.